CGGACACGGCCAACCUAAUAAACGUGACUCGUGAGGUUUUCAUUGACGUCUGAAAUUGGUUUCUUAAUUUGUUUGAUUGUCUUACAACUGCAAGUCAGUUAAGUUGCAUUUUCAGUGUCUGGCUUUACUGCUCUGUGCUCUUAAUCUACGAUUUUUCUUGAGACAGCUGGUAAAGGAACAUCUCUUUCUUGGCAGGAAUGAAGACCUCAAUCAUGCACAAUGAAGCUCAAGUUCAACAAGUCCCGCAUUGCCGAGUUUGUAAUUCAAUCGAAUAUGUCUAAUCUGAUAACACUGAACUUGUGGAAAUCUCUGCAGAGUGUGGAACCAAGGUGAAACUGCAAAUUACAAAUUAACUCUUUUCUGACGAGAUAUCUUCCAAUUAGUGGCUCCUUCAGGCUGUAUUAUAUCCCCAUUUUAAAUGUGAGGUCACACUUGUAUCUAUAUAUAAGCUAAGGCCUAGUACAAACAUGGCAGAAAUCACUGUGAUUGAGGUUUAUGAAUGGGCUGCUGAUAUUGGGAAAGACUUGGAGAAACUCAUCAAUGCUGUUGGGAGUGACCUGGUGGUGGAGCUGAUGCCCAAGGUGGUGCGGGUCUUGGAGCAACUGGAGUUGUGCAUCAAGCAGCGCGAGAAAGGGAUCGGUGAGCUGCAGCAACUGCAGGAGCAGCUGCAGCUGGCUAAGCACGCAAGUGUGGUCGCCUCAGAUGAAAACCUGCGUCUUAUAAUGGAUGUAAAACAACUCGAUGAACAAAGGCAGAAAGAAAUACAUGACUGGAUGACAGUGGCAAAGAGACUGGAACAGCAGAACAACAUGUUGAUGGCACAGCUGAGUGAGAAGGAAGGCAUAGUUGACAAGGAGAAAGCCCAAGAGCAGGAGGCCUUGCAGGUCCUCUAUCAGUUGAAGGAGACAGUGGAUAAGCAGAGGGACGCCAUAAGAGCCAAGGAUGAUGAGAUAGCCACGCGGACGUUGGAGGUGGAGGCUCUACAGCAGCACGUCGACAGGCUGGCCAAGGUCACAGCCGACCUGCGCCGCAAGAAUGAACUCCUUAACACCAUGGCUAAGAACUUCAUCCAGGAGAAGUCCCAGCUGCAGUCGCAGCUGACAGCGAUGGACAAACAGCAACAGCAGCAGCAGCAGACGCUGACCGAGCACCAGGGGAUAGUCGAGCAACAGCAGAAGAGCACAGACGACGGUGGCGACGCCCUGGAUGGCGAGGCAAACGAGGAGAAUGUACCCACGGGAAAUAUGGUGACCAUCGACUUGACAGGCAAGGAGAUCAUUGACCUCAGCGAUCCUGACAGACCCCGCUUCACACUGCUAGAGCUCCAGACUGUCCUGCAAGAACGGGACGAGCUCAAGCUGGACGUGAUGGAGCUGGAGGACGAACUACAGCAGUACAGACCCAAGGAAGUCGAUGUCCAGUUGACAGAGGCUGACCAAAAGCGACCAAGAAGCAACUCCAAGAAUAAAGGAGAGCCAUCUGGCAUCAAGAAACUGUUUUCAUUUCUUUUUGGCGGCAAGAACAAUGUGAAACCAUCCCCUGAACCCCAGGAUGAAAGUACUUGGGAAUUUCUGGAGAAACCGAAGCAGGAGCUGCCCCCUGCAGAUGAGGCAACACUGGCAGUGACUGGCGAAGACCAGAGGGGACACUCUGUCAGCCUGACCCCCUCGCUGUCCCCGCCGGCGCGCGUGGACAGUCCGAUACCGGAGGAGACGCCCCUAGAGGAUGACCAGCGCCGGAGGAGCUACUCGGGGCCCGUCCUCAUGGCCACGCGCAAGGAGCCCUUCAAGCAGCGGGAGCGCAUGACCUGCGUCCGCACGGACAGCCACCAGCUGAUUGAGUUGGGCCACGACAUCGCGUCGCUGUGCCGCCCGGACCUGAAUGCGGACCCCGCGGUCCCAGCCACCAGUGCCAUGUCCCCGCCAGGCCAGCCCAUCAGCCGCAACAACAGCAAUAGCGCUGGAGAGACCAAGGGCAGUGGGGGCGGACAGAUGAUGAUGGAGGACAGACAGGCAGGUGAUGCGGAGACUACAGGUCAGGAGUCAAGCACUGAUGUUCCAAAAAUCCUCAUCAAUAACAAUGACAUUGAAGAAGCAGAGGUGGAAAUGUAAGCUUGCAGGGCAAGUACUGAGCAGUAAUUUCAGAGAGGUGCUAAAAUAGCUCACCUUUGAUAGCAUUCAUCCUCUACCACUUGUACUGUAAAAUAAUCAAUAAUCUCAAUGUUUUAUCAGAAAUAUGCAAGGUUUUUAAGUUUGAAAUUCAAGGUCAGUAUUGAGCAUGAAACGCUGAUAUUGUAUAUGAGAGUGAUACAUAUGCAUUCAUUUCUAACAUUGUUCUGUUAUUCCUUGGGUGUGCCAAACAUUUUAGUUUUCAAUUUACAAAAUAUUAUUUGUAGCAUAUGAUGCUUUUUAAUAAUUCUAUUUAUAUUGCUUUUUGUUAAUACAAUCCUUAAUUUUUUAUGGAAUGUUUGAGUAGCAGAAGUGUUCAAAAAGAUCAAAAAGGGAAGUGUUUUAAACUUUUUUAGUUCACUUAGUCUUGCCCUAAUUAAAACCCACCAAGUGAGAUUUUACCACUGAACAUUUAUUUGAUAUGAAUGUAAAUACUUUAGGGGUAUUCAGUAUAAAUUUAUGGAAUGUUUGAUCACAGUACUGACGUAUCACAUAUAAAAGAAAAGUAUUUUCUUUCCGCAAUAAUAUAAAAUUGAAAUUAAAAGGUUGUAUGUUUGGUGGUCUGAAAAAAUACUGAGGUGUUGGAUAUGUUUCUGACAGUUUUCUGAAUUCCCGAUGAUUUUUGAAAAUUGUUUUUCUGUUUUUUUAAAAUGCCCAUAUCAAAUAUGUGUAUGCCUGUAAAUUUGUUAAGAUAUACUCAUAAGGUUUUUCAAAUGAACAAAACAGGAAAGCUUUUUUAAUUGUUGGUUUCAGCUUGAAGAAAUUUCAAUUGCUAUGAAGCUGAUAUAAAGUUCAAUUUUAAUUGUCGAAGCUGACAUUUAUUAUUAGUGAACCCGCUGUGUACUAUUCAAGACAUAAUGUGAUGAUUUUGUAUUCGUGAUGUUUAUGUAAUCAUUCGUACUCCCAGCAUGCUUGCUGCCUUCAGAAAUUGAAAGCUUCCAUUUUCAGAUUGAGAUUGAAUUAUUUCUACAUUUUUGAAGUACAUGUUCAACCACAAUGAAGACUGGUCUUUAGCAUUGUCUCUUUUUUAUUGUGAUGUGUCAUCUGUUGGGAUUAAGUGGGUGACUUUGCUUUGUCUUAUGUUGCAUUCCAAUUUACUAUUUUUGCGAGACUUUAACGCAGCUAAAUUUAGCUUUAUUGAUGCCAUGUCUGGACUGUCACCGAGUAACUUUUCCAAGAAUCACAUUACCAAAGGGCACGUCAAGUCCCAUUUUUCCCCUUAAUUCAGUCACAAGUAAUUUCUUGAGAUAAGUAACAAGUCACUUUUUCUAGGCAAGUCAAGUUAUGAGUCAUUUUCUUGAGACAAGUCAAAUCUUGAGUCAUUUUCUCAAGACAAGUCAUAAGUCAAUUUUUCAGAUCACAAGUCCCAACUCUUUUUUGAAAGUCCAUCUGCAGUCAUAAUUUGACAUGGCACACAUUUUCCAACAUCCCGUAUUGAUGUGAUGCGGUGUGCUUUACCACACAUUGGUAGGCAAGAUUUGCUUGCCCUAUUUUCCUCCAAUGAUGUGCUGAUUAUUUUUUUUCUAUGAUAAAAAUUAGUAUGAUGAAAAAGACAGGCUUUCCCUGCUAUUGUUUUUUAAUUUAUACUGUGAAUAAUGUCAAAUAUAACCUAGGUUUUUUAUUUUCCCA
Molecule: messenger RNA, 3797 nt
Organism: Acanthaster planci (crown-of-thorns starfish)
Lineage: Eukaryota; Metazoa; Echinodermata; Asteroidea; Valvatida; Acanthasteridae
Gene: rilpl1
Product: Rab interacting lysosomal protein like 1
Biological process (GO): cilium assembly
Cellular component (GO): ciliary basal body; cytoplasm
Molecular function (GO): small GTPase binding; dynein light intermediate chain binding; protein dimerization activity
Source: RefSeq, a predicted model, not a curated record